CUGAACGGUAAAACAGUUGAGCUUGCUUCUGUUUGUGGCUUGUCUUUGCUGUCUGUGGGUUACCUGCAUUGGGAAAAGGAGAUGAUUUCUGUGAAGACAAGGUUGAUGUUUGUUUCCCUGGUGGUCCUGGGAGCCCUUUAUUUCUAUUUCAGUGAAGAUAAACUGAGUCCAAUUAAAUAUAAUCUCAACACCGAGAGGAGAGACUUCCUCCAGUUCCCCGAGCUCGACUGCGAGCAGAACCCCCCCUUCCUGCUCCUGCUGGUGACCUCGGCCCAGGACCAGGCGUUGGCUCGCUCUGUCAUCAGGGGCACCUGGGGCAGAGAAAGGCUGGUGACAGGGAAACGCAUCAAAACGCUCUUCCUCCUGGGGGCCGGCCCCAACAAGAACCUCUCAGGAGAGGUGUCCCAGGAGAGCCGGCAGCACCGAGAUAUCAUCCAGAAGGACUUUGUGGACACGUAUAAUAACCUGACCCUGAAGACACUGAUGGGCAUGGAGUGGGUCCACCGCUUCUGUCCCCAGGCGGCUUUCGUGAUGAAGACAGACACGGACACCUUUGUGAACGUCUAUUACCUGACUGACCUGCUUCUGCAGAAGAACAGGACCGCCCGGUUCUUCACGGGCUUCUUAAAAAUGAAGGAGUUUCCCAUCAGGAACAAGAACAGCAAGUGGUUUGUGAGCACAGAGGAGUAUCCGAGGGAUAAAUACCCUCCCUUCUGUUCGGGCUCUGGCUACGUCUUCUCCAGCGACAUCGCAGGGCUGGUCUACAACGUGUCCCGAAGUGUCGCCUUCCUGAAGCUGGAGGACGUGUUCGUGGGGCUCUGCCUCGAACGGCUGAACAUCACACCGCAGCCGCUGCACUCAAAGAACACUUUUUUCCCAGUCACAGUACCCUUCUCCAUUUGCCGCUUCAAGAAAAUUGUGACUUCCCAUUAUGUCAGACCUAAAGCCAUGCUGCUCUAUUGGGAGGCUCUGGAAAGAUCUCUGGGAGAAGACUGCCCUGCUGUGUGAGUCACCAUGCAAUGAGGACAUGCUUUGGAUACCCACACAAGUAUUUAGAGAGUAAAUGUGUAUUUCUGUCUUUUAUAUAUAUAUUUUUGGCUGAGCUUGGGUUGUAUGCAUGCAUGACUUCAUUGCUCCAGGCCAAGUUUGUCCUUAAGACAGAGAGACAAAGAUACCUCAGCACUGAAGCGUAUUCGGUCGCCAUAGUGCCUCUGUGGUGUCCCUGGGCUCCAGUCUGGCUUGAGUGCGUGGCCAUGC
Erinaceus europaeus (western European hedgehog) is the source of this 1257-nucleotide messenger RNA. Its product is annotated as beta-1,3-galactosyltransferase 5-like. The transcript has 2 exons. The record is from RefSeq and is a predicted model, not a curated record. Gene Ontology annotation, molecular function: N-acetyl-beta-D-glucosaminide beta-(1,3)-galactosyltransferase activity. Bases 82 to 1008 code for a protein of 308 amino acids. Gene Ontology annotation, cellular component: membrane. Lineage: Eukaryota; Metazoa; Chordata; Mammalia; Eulipotyphla; Erinaceidae.